This is a messenger RNA of Naegleria lovaniensis, 636 nucleotides long. RefSeq lists its product as uncharacterized. Bases 1 to 636 code for a protein of 211 amino acids. The record is from RefSeq and is a predicted model, not a curated record. NCBI's taxonomy places the organism in Eukaryota, Heterolobosea, Eutetramitea, Acrasida, Naegleriidae. The transcript has a single exon.
AUGUCCUUAAAUGAAGAUUCUUCAAAAUACUGUCGACCAGACAUGCUUGUUGAGGACGACGCUGUUUGUAUGGAAUGUAAAUUAAUGAAUGUUCUCAAUUGUGAAAGCGAUGUUCGGAAAGCAACGCUUCUUCCCCUUAGAAUGAUGCAAGAACGAGAUUUGUCGAGAGGGUUAGGUCUUCUUGCAGAUUCCAAAUAUGUGUAUUCCUUUUUUAUAGAGCUUGAUAAUGAUAGUAAUUAUUACAAGUGGAUAUACUGCCAUCGUUUUGAAAUGGAUCAAUUGUAUGACCGAUGUUUAUUAUUCUUCAUUUUGCUUCGGUUUUUGAUCCAACGAAGCGGAAAUAAGGUCUUGCAAGCUGAAUAUAAUAGAUUAAAAGCUCUUGCAACAACUUGGGAGAAUGAGAAAAAAGGUAAUGAUUCAAGUGCUACAAUUGUUUCAACUCAAAGCAAGGGUCGCCCCACAGGAAGUGUAUCAUCCUCAAACCAUUCGUCAACUCAACGAUCAAUCCACUCAAACACAAUAUCCACAACACAAGCACAACAGAAAAAGAAACUAUUAUUCAAGAAACACAUUAAGGACAGGACUGAACGAAUUUUAAAUGACGUUUCAAAUUUUCACAACAUCCACAGCCAUUAA